This is a messenger RNA of Lolium rigidum, 973 nucleotides long. RefSeq names its product LOB domain-containing protein 37-like. The record is from RefSeq and is a predicted model, not a curated record. Lineage: Eukaryota; Viridiplantae; Streptophyta; Magnoliopsida; Poales; Poaceae. The transcript has 2 exons. Bases 55 to 744 code for a protein of 229 amino acids. Gene Ontology annotation, biological process: regulation of gene expression.
GAGGUCGAGGUCGGUCGAGCUCUUGAUCAUCGAGGGUGUGUGUGUGUGUGUUGUAUGAGCGGGGUUGAGUGGGGGAUGAGCUGCAACGGGUGCCGCGUGCUGCGCAAAGGCUGCAACGACGACUGCGUGCUGCGGCCCUGCCUGCUCUGGAUCGACGCCGCCGACGCGCAGGGCCACGCCACCCUCUUCGCCGCCAAGUUCUUCGGCCGCGCCGGGCUCAUGUCCUUCCUCACCGCCGUCCCCGAACCGCAGCGCCCAGCGGUGUUCCAGUCGCUGCUGUACGAGGCGGCGGGCCGGACGAUCAACCCGGUGAGCGGCGCGGUGGGGCUGCUCUGGGCGGGGAGCUGGCACCUCUGCGAGGCGGCCGUCCAGGCCGUGCUCCGCGGCGCCGCCGUCGGCCCGCUGCCGGAGCUCGCGGGCGGCGUCCCCGAGGGCGGCGUCGGCGGCAGCGACCUCUUCGCGUCCUCCGCCAGGCGCGCAGCGGUGGGGUGCUCCACCUUCUCCACGGCCAAGCGGGCGGCGGCCACGUCGACGUCGACGAGGAAGCUCUGGGCGCCUGUGGCGGGGCACCAGGAGCCCUCGUGCGAUCUCGGGCUCUUCCUCACCCCCGGAUCGCCGACGGCGGCAGCGGCGGCGGCAGGGGAGCGACGACGGGCCGGCACGCCGUCGAUGAGCUCCGACGCCUCCGUGACGACCAGCGCCGGGGGCGAGAGGGAGCCUGAGCUGCUCAACCUUUUCGUCUAGGCCUCCUAAUUAUUACUAGAUUUUCCGGUUCAUGUAUCGUCCCGGUGAACUUUUUGCUAGCCUGUCCUCUCGCCGGCGACGGCGAGGCGUCCUCGAUUAUUUUUUUUUGCUUUUUGGGCGUGCAGAAACCGCCGUCCGCCGGCUUGGUGUGUGACACCGAGAUGAGUCAUCUCAGAUGAUAUCGCCCCGGCCUGCUUUGUUUCUUCUCAGCUCCAAAUAUUACUGAAAA